Molecule: messenger RNA, 9445 nt
Organism: Jaculus jaculus (lesser Egyptian jerboa)
Lineage: Eukaryota; Metazoa; Chordata; Mammalia; Rodentia; Dipodidae
Gene: Myo15b
Product: myosin XVB
Exons: 64
Coding region: 1-9096 (3031 amino acids)
Cellular component (GO): myosin complex; cytoskeleton
Molecular function (GO): protein binding; cytoskeletal motor activity; ATP binding
Source: RefSeq, a predicted model, not a curated record
AUGGGCGGGAGCAAAUGCAAAGCGCCCCAGCGCCGAGCACGACCUGGGAGGCCGACCUCAGCGGAGCCGGAGUCUGGGUCUGGCAGUGCUGACGGCGCAGCGGGCCGGGACUGUCGGCCCGGCCGCAGCAAAGCGCGGAAGGCGAGACCUGCCAGGGAGUCGGACGCCACUGGGACGAAGGGAACCUCCGCAGGCCACAGGAAGCCCGCAGGAGAGGACAGCGGCCGCACGAGGGCAGGGACUGGGACGCCACCGGGGGCCAGGGAGAGGCGAGGCAGCACGCGGCGUCGGGGACGCGGGGACAGCCGCGGGGAGCGCACGGAGGAGGAGCGCGUCCCCGGGGAAGAAGAAGGGAAGGAGAAGCGCAGUGGGCGCAGGAGGGGGAAAGAGCGGGGACCUCCGGCUGCGCGGGGCGGUGGGGAGGCUGCGAGCACGGACGGGGACACGUCGGGCCGGGACGGAGGCAGCUCUUGCGUGGACAGCGAGGCCCGCGGGAGCAGCGGCCAGGGCGGCGGGGUCCUGGGGCUGCGGCCCACGACGGAGCGUACAGACACCGGCCCCGAAGGCGCCAAACCCGGGCUCGAGUCAACUCCGGUGCCAGGCGAGUGUCUGAGCAGCGACGCCCGGGGCAGCGACGGGCAAGCCACCGAGCUCCCGGGAGAAGGGUCGUCGGAGACGGGGCCCCGGGGGGCGAGUGAGGAUUCCGGGCCAGACACGGACUGGAGCCCAGGAACUGCAACCCAGGUCCCCGGGUCCCCGGACACAGAGCCGGGCGGGGAAGCCACGGUCUCCAGCGCCGUCGAAGGCGGCUGCGCGCGCGUCCCCGGCAGCUCGCGGCUUCCUGGGCGCUCCAGGUCGACCUCGGACGCGAGUGACAGCGGAGUGCGACCGGGCGCUGAGCCGCAGGACGCCGAGCGCGACCCAGCCGGGGCCUCCGGGGGCCGCCAGGUGGGGAAGGUGAUGGGGACGGUGCAGGUGGCUGCGCGCGAGGGCGAGGCGGGGUGCACGGAGGGGGACGAUGCGCAGGAAGGAGGACCGAGGGAACCCGCGCCGCUGGCCGCCCUCGUGAUGCUCCGCAGGCUGCGCGCGAGGCCCUCGGCGGAGGGCGCCGGCCGCGCGGGCCUCAAAGCGCGGUUGCAGUGCGUGGCGCGGGCCGUGGGCCUCGUGCGCUGGCUGCGACUGCGCGUGCGCGGACGCCUGCGCGCUACGCCGGCUCCUCAGGGCGAGCGGCAGGGGGCGGAGCCUCGGGCGGAAGAGGGGCGGGGCGGGGCGCCCGGGCUGCGGCGCCGUCUAGCCCUGCGCCUGGCUGGCUUAGCGGGACUCGCGGGGUCGCCGCGGGCUCCUCCUGGCGGCGGAACGAGCCCUCAGCACGCACGGAAUAACCCGGAUGACCCUUCCGAAGACGAGGACCUGAGUCCAGAUCCCAAGUUCGCGGUGGUCUUCCCCAGAAUCCACCGGGCCGCGAGGGCGUCGAGCUGCAGCAGGAGCUCAGACGUGUCCACGGACGUCCCCGCAGGGGCCGCGGAGGACAGGGAGAGGGGACGGGCCAUUGGCGAAGGGCCAGUCGGCCCCCACCAGGCUUCCACCUUGACCCCGGCCCCCCACCACGAGACCCACGGGCACGAGAACCGCCCCAGCGGCGAAGCGGAGCCGGAGACCCUGGAAGCCGAGAGCCCGGUGCACUGGGCUCAGGGCUCAGGCCUCCGCGAGGACCCCGGGCACGACGCCGAUGCUCUGCUGCCCCGACUCACCUUGGAGACGCGCCUGAGGCCCAAGAGCCCCAGCGGAUCCCCGAGGGAGCGAUGGGAGCCCGAGGAUGACGCUGAGGCGGCGCUGGAAAGACAACUGGAGCUGGGACUCCAGCCUGGCCUGGAGACGACGUCCUUCCCUGGUACGGAGGGCAGGAGCCUCCGAGAGGACCUGGAAGACGUCGAGGAUCUUGCACGACUGCGGCUGGUGUGUGACAGCUCCGUGCUGUUGUGCCUCAAGAAGAGGUUUCACCUAGGCCACUUCUACACUUUUGGGGGACCCCUCCUGCUUGCUGUGAACCCCCACCAGCCUCUGCCUCUCUUCUCAGCAGAGGUUAUGGCAAGCUACUGUCCCAGGAAGUCCUCCAACAACACCCCACACAUCUUUGCCAUUGGAGCAGCAGCCUAUGGCUUGUCUCAGAGUGGUGGGCAGGACCCUUGUAUCCUCUUGGGGGGGCGGAGCGGCUCUGGAAAGACUGAGGCUGCCAAGAAGAUCGUGCAGUUUCUAAGCAACCUGGAGCAGGAGCAGGCAAGGACCAGUGGAUGCCAGCUGGAGGACAUGUUGCCCGUGCUCAGUAGCUUUGGCCACGCCAAGACCAUCCUCAAUGCCAAUGCCAGCCGCUUUGGCCAAGUGUUAUGCCUCUGCCUACAGCAGGGGGUCGUUGUGGGAGCCUCUGUGUCCCAUUAUCUGCUUGAGACGUCCAGAGUGGUGUUUCAGGCACAGGCUGAACGGAGCUUCCAUGUUUUUUAUGAGCUGCUGGCAGGCCUGGACCCCACGGAGCGUGAGCAACUCUCCCUGCAAGGGCCUGAGACCUACUACUACCUCAACCAGGGUGGAGCUUGCAGGCUGCAGAGCAAGGAAGAUGCCCAGGACUUUGCAAGGCUGCUGAAGGCCCUGCAGGUGCUGGGUUUGUGCCCAGAGGAGCUGACUGAAAUCUGGGCUGUACUGGCCACCAUUCUGCAGUUGGGCAACAUCUGCUUCUCUUCUUCAGAGCGGGAGUUCCAGGAGGUGGCUGCCGUGUCCAGCUGGGCUGAGAUCCACAUGGCAGCCCGGCUGCUGCGCAUGCCGCCCGAACGCCUGGAAGGGGCUGUCACCCGGAGAGUCAUGGACACUCCCUAUGGCCCGGUCUCUAGACCUUUGUCCUUGGAAAGCGCCCUUGAUGCCAGGGAUGCCCUGGCCAAGGCCCUGUACUCACGGCUCUUCGACUGGCUACUGAGGAGGAUCAACGCGAGGCUCACUCCCUCUAGAGAGGGGGGCAGCGUGGGCACCAUCACUGUCGUGGAUGUCUACGGCUUUGAGGCACUACGGGUGAAUGGCCUGGAGCAGCUUUGCAGCAAUCUGGCCAGUGAGCGCCUGCAGCUCUUCUCCAGCCAGAAGUUGGUGGCCCAGGAGGAGGAGGAGUGUCAGCGGGAGCUGCUGCCCUGGGCUCAUGUCGCCCAACCUCGGAGGGAGUCCUGCCUGGACCUCCUAGUGGGCCAUCCUCACAGCCUGUUGAGUAUCCUGGAUGCCCAGACAUGGCUGCCCCAGGCCACGGACCACACCUUCCUCCAGAAGUGCCACUAUCACCAUGGUGAUCACCCGAGCUACGCCAAGCCCCAGCUGCCCUUGCCUAUCUUCACAGUGCGACAUUACGCAGGCACCGUCACUUACCAGGUCCACAAGUUCUUGCACAGAAACAAGGACCAUCUAGAUGCCACGGUGGUCAACAUGCUCAGGCAGAGCCAGCUUCAGUUGGUGGGCACACUGUUCCAGGAGACUGAACACCAGGCUGGAGGAGGGCAAGGCAGGCCCACAUUGGCCUCUCGCUUCCAGCAGUCUCUAGGGGCCCUCCUAGCUCGGCUAGGCAGGAGCCAUGUCUAUUUCGUCCACUGCCUCAAUCCCAACCCUGGAAAGCACCCAGGCCUCUUUGAUGUGGAAUAUGUUGCAGAGCAGCUUCACCAGGCCGACAUACUGGAGACCAUAGGCAUCCGAAGUGCCCACUUCCCUGUUCGAAUACCCUUCCAGGCCUUCCUGGCCAAGUUCCGGGCACUGGGACCAGGGGGACAGGAAGAUGCCUCUGACCAGGAGAGAUGUGGUGCUAUCCUCGGCCAGGUGCUGGGGGCUGAGUCACCACUCUAUCACCUUGGAGCCACCCAGGCCCUGUUGCGGGAACAGGGCUGGCGGCAACUGGAGCAGCUCUGGGCUCAGCGUCGCUCCCAAGCCCUGCUCACCCUGCACCGUGGCCUCCGCGCCUGCAUCUCUCGCCAGCGCCUCCGCCUUCUGCCCCGGAUGCAGGCUCGUGUUAGAGGGCUCCAGGCCAGGAAGCGAUACCUCCGGCGGAAGGCAGCUCUGGGACAGCUGAACACCGUUCUCCUGGCGGCUCGGCCCCUGCUUCUAAGAAGGCGCAGGCUAAAGCUUGGACGUUCGUGUGGCUUACAUAGUGGUGAGGCCUGCGAGAAAGUGGCAAAUAUGGACCUGGGGCGCUUGGAGAUCCCAGCUGAGCUGGCCGCCAUGCUGAGGAUGGCAGAAGGCCACCAGGACAUCCUGGCCGGAAGUAUCACCGAGUCCCUGCCGCCUGAGGUUCCUGUCCGGCCCAGCCUGACCCUCCCACCGGACAUUGACCAGUUUCCCUUCUCCAGCUUCGUCUCCACCAGCUUUCAGGAGCCAUCUCUGCCCAGCCCAGGCCAGCCACUAGCCAAGCCCCUGACACGGCUGGAUGGUGAGAACCCUCAGCAUGCCCUGGAGAUCAACAAAGUGAUGCUGCGGCUUCUGGGGGACGGAUCCCUGAAGUCCUGGCAGGAGCAGACGAUGGGUACAUACCUGGUGCGGCAGGCACAGCGCUGGCCGGGACUGCGCAACGAGCUCUUCAGCCAGCUGGUGGCCCAGCUCUGGCACAACCCGGAUGAGCAGCAGAGCCAGCGUGGUUGGGCCCUCAUGGCUGUCCUGCUCAGUGCCUUUCCCCCUACGCCCUCUCUGCAGAAGCCAUUGCUCAAAUUCGUGUCUGACCAGGCCCCCCAGGGCAUGGCAGCAUUGUGCCAGCAUAAGCUGCUGGGUGCCCUGGAGCAGACACCACUGGCCCCUGGAGCCACACGGACACACCCACCCACCCAGCUUGAAUGGAAGGCAGGAUGGCGGCGGGGCCGCAUGGCGCUGGACGUCUUCACCUUCAAUGAGGAGAGCUACUCCGCAGAGGUGGAAUCCUGGACUACAGGAGAGCAAUUUGCAGGGCGUAUUCUACAGAGCAGAGGCAUGGAGGUGCCCCCUCGUGGAUGGUCUGUGUCACUGCAUUCUGGGGACGCUUGGCAGGAUUUGGCUGGCUGUGACUUUGUGCUGGAUUUAAUAGGACAGACUGAGGACUUGGGGGACCCAGCUCUUCCCCACAGCUAUCCCAUCACUCCUCCUGACUUAGCCCAGGAUAUCCCCCCCGCUCCUGGUGUCCAGGCCCCUUCACUACCCCCAGGACUCCCUCCAGGACCAGCCCCAACACUGCCCAGCAGAGGCCGUCCAGGGGCAGCCAAGGCAGAAGGAAGCCUAGACGGCUUCCUGGACCACCUUUUUGAGCCCGUUCUUGCCCCAGGCCUCCGCGAUUUGGAACAAGGCCAUGCCCUAAGCAAUCGCAUGAAGGGAGGGGGCUCCAUCGGGCCCACCCAACAAGGCUACCCCAUGGUCUAUCCAGGAAUGGUGCAGAUGCCUGGAUACCAGCCAGCCAUGAUACCAGCGCCCAUGAUGCCAGCAAUGGGAACAGUCCCUGCCAUGCCAGCUGUGAUGGUGCCACCACAGCCACAGCCCCUGCUUCCCAGCCUGGACUCCAGGCAGCUGUCAGUCCAGCAGCAGAACUUCAUCAACCAGCAGGCGCUGAUCCUGGCCCAGCAGAUGACCACCCAGGCCAUGAGCCUGUCCUUGGAGCAGCAGGCCCGGCAGCGGCAGCACCGAGCCCCUGCUUCUGAGGCUGUCCCUCAGGCUUCUGGGGCUGCCUCACAGGCCCCGCCCUCAGCCAUUGUCCCCAAGCCCAAGACGUCCCCUGCCCCCAGAGAGAAGCCAGAAUGUAACUUGGAAUCUUCAGAUACCUGCUUUAAUGAGGAACCCUCAGAGGAAGUUGAAGAGAGACUCCAGAGACCCAAGAGCUUCCAGCAGAAACGAGACUAUUUCCAGAAGAUGGGACAGCAGAUGAGCAAGGUGGAGUCGGUGAAGCCUCGGGCCAAGGUUCCCAUCCCUCAGGGGGAUGAGACAGAGGAGGAGGAAGAGGAGGAAGGAGAAAGAAGAGCAGUGCUGUCCCCUCCUCGGCCCCCCGUUGUGAAGAAGCCACUGAAACAAGAAGCUGAGGCUGAGCCAGCAGAGAAGGCUGCUCCAGGCCCGAGCAGGCAGGCCCGGGAGCCAGGCCCGAGCAGGCAGGACCAGGAGCCGGGCCCGAGCAGGCAGGACCGGGAGCCGGGCCCGAGCAGGCAGGACCGGGAGCCCAGCAGGCCUGCAGUGCGCAGCACGGAACCUGCCCCUCAGAGGCGAGAACCCAGCCGGGAAAUUCGCAACAUCAUCCGCAUGUACCAGAGCCGCCCGAGCCCUGUGCCCGUGCCCGUACAACCCAGCAGGCCUGUCAAAACUUUCCUGAAGAAAAAUGACCCUAAGGACGAGGCUUUGGCUAAGCUAGGGAUAAAUGGUGCCCACUCACCUCCAUUGCCACGGUCCCUCAACCAAGGGAAGGGCUCCCCACCAGCUGUGGCUCCUCGACCCAAGGCCCGUCCACGACUUGAGCCCUCCUCCUCCAUCAAAGAAAAGCAGGGGCCCCUUCAGAAUCUGUUUUGCCCACCUGUGACCCAGGCACCCCCACCUCCACCAGCACCCCCACUGCCUCUGUCUGAGGAACCUCAAAUGCCUUCAGCAGAGCCUUAUGCCUUGACAGAGCCCAUGGAAGACUGGGGUGUCUCCACACAGCUCCUUGUGCCAUCAGGCAGCGUGUGCUUCUCCUAUGCCAGCGCACCCUGGAAGUUGUUCCUACGCAAGGAGGUGUUCUACCCCCGUGAGAACUUCAGCCAUCCCUGUUGCCUUGGCCUCCUCUGCCAGCAGAUCCUGCGGGACACCUUUGCAGAGUCUUGCAUCCGGAUCUCCCAGGAUGAGCGGCACAAAAUGAAAGACCUGCUGGGAGACUUGGAGGUGGGCCUAGACUCCCUUGCCACUGCUGAAGACAGCGUCAAGAAGCGCAUUGUGGUGGCUGCUCGGGACAACUGGGCCAAUUACUUCUCCCGCAUCUUCCCGGUCUCGGGUGAGAGUGGCAGUGAUGUGCAGCUGUUGGGUGUGUCUCACAGAGGACUGAGACUGCUGAAGGUGACCCAAGGCUCCAGCUUACACCUGAACCAGCUGAAGACACUCUGCUCCUACAGCUUUGCGGAGGUGCUGGGUGUGGAGUGCCAUGGCGAUUCCACCCUGGAGCUGUCUCUGAAGAACGAGCAGCUCGUGCUGCACACUGCCCGGGCGAUGGCCAUCAAAGCCAUGGUGGAACAGUUCCUGGAUGAGCUCAGGAAGGACUCCGGCUAUGUCAUUGCCCUGCGCAGUUACAUCACUGAUGACCACAGCCUCCUCAGCUUCCACCGUGGGGACCUCAUCAAGCUGUUGCCAGUGGCCACUCUGGAGCCAGGCUGGCAGUUUGGCUCUGCUGGAGGCCGGUCUGGACUUUUUCCUGCUGAUAUGGUGCAGCCCGCUGCUGCUCCUGACCUCUCCUUCUCGUCGGGCCAGAGGACCAGCUGGCAGCACAAGAGUAAGCUGCAGCAGCCUGGGGCACCGGGACUAGCUCCAGACCGGGCCCUGGAGCGCCCCACCCGCCCCCGGAGCCAGGCAUAUAGUGAUGAUUCGGAGGCCACCAGUUUGCCCUCCGUCACGGCCUACACCUCUGUGUCCAGUGACUCCCACAGCUACACCAUGCAAGAGUUUGCUCUGCGCUACUUCCGGAAGCCUCUUACUCUCCCGGACCACACAGGUAGAGGUGCUAAGGAGGCUUCAGUCAACCUGGUGCAGUACACAAAGGCUCCUAUCCAGGAAUCUCUCAUCAGCCUGAAAGAGGAUGCAAGCAGGCAGGCUGUGGCGGGCUUCCGGGUUCUGAUGCAGUUUAUGGGGGACCAGUCUAAGUCCUGGAGGAAGGAUGAGUUGGACCUGCUGUAUGAGCUGCUGAAGCUGUGCCAGGAGGAGGAGCUCAGGGACGAGAUGUACUGCCAGGUCAUCAAGCAGGUCACAGGACACCCCCGGCCGGAGCGCUGUGCUCGGGGCUGGAGCCUCCUCAGCCUCUUCACAGGCUUCUUCCCCCCGUCCACCACACUGAUGCCCUACGUGACCAAGUUCCUGCAAGACUCAAGCCCCAGCCAAGAGCUGGCCCGGAGCAGCCAGGAGCACCUUCAGCGCACAGUCAAAUAUGGGGGGCGGCAGCAACUGCCAUCACCGGCUGAAAUGCAAGCUUUACUGAAAGGACAAGCAGUCCGCCUGCUUCUAAUUCACAUGCCUGGGGCCAUGGAGUACAGGACAAAUAUUCAGACAUUCACGGUGGUAGGAGAAGUGCUGGAGGAGCUGUGUGGGCAGAUGGGCAUCACAGACCCUCAGGAAGUACAGGAAUUUGCUCUCUUCCUCAUCAAAGGUGAAGGUGACCUGGUUCGACCCCUGUGGCCCCACGAGUACCUCAACAGCAUAAUGGUGGACCAGGACUUAAGUCUGCACACGCGGCGGCUUGGCUGGGAGAGCCCGCUGCACUUCGAACACCCCACCUACGUGAGCAUCCACUAUAGCCAGGUGCUGCGGGACUACCUGCAGGGGAAGCUGAUGGCCAGCGCGCAGGCAGAUGCUCAACUUGCCCAGUUGGCUGCCCUCCAGCACCUCAGCAAGGCCAGUCCGAGCCCUCCCUCAGAGCAAGACCUGCUGGCCUACAUUCCCAAGCCACUGCAGUGGCAGGUGGACAUGGCGACCAUAAAGACUUUGGUGGGCCAGGAGCUGAGGCAGCUGCAAGAAUACAGCCCCCAGAAAGCACAGAUAAGCUUCAUCGAGGCCACGCGCCAGCUUCCCCUCUUCGGCUAUACCGUGUAUGUGGUGCUGCGGGCAAGCAAGCUGGUCCUUCCUGGGCCUGUCUUCCUGGGGCUCAACCGCUGGCACCUCGUCCUCAUGGACCCCAGCUCCCAGAAACUGUGCUGCUCCAUCACCCUGAAGGAUCUGCAGCGCCUCCACCUACUCAGUCCACUGGAGGAUGGUGGCCCGCCUGGCCUGGAACUCAACUAUGGCUCUGCAGACAGCCCUCAGACCAUGUGGUUGGAACUGCCACAGGCCCAGGAAUUGCAACACACCAUUGUCUUCCUACUGGACGGCAGUAUGACCUCCACUCAGUGGCCAGGCAACUGAAGGAGGCAGAGUUGAGGAAGAGGUCUCUUCCUGGCUCAGAUCUCACCAAUGGACUGCUAUGGAUGCUGGCCAAUGGUUUUGGUUUGGUUCUCAACUGCCUAGCUCUUCUCUGAACCUUGUGGUGGCAGAGCCCAACUGGAAGCCAUGAGAUAGGGCUACCAGUUUCCUCAAGCAUGCAAAUAAGUAGACACACUCCUUGUGAGGUGUACUAAACCCAGAGUGAGGUGCUGUUGGAACUUAGCUAGGGCAUCUGAUGUUGCCCAAGUGGGGGAGAUGCCUACUCACUUCCGGGCCCUUACCCAGACGCUGGAGCAGCAGCUGCUGAGGAAAUAAAUGGACUGUGUGUGUG